AUGUCCAAGUCUUUCGAAAUCGCCAUCGUUGGUGGCGGUAUUGCCGGGCUCACACUCGCCAUCGCUCUACAUCGCCGCAACAUCGCUGUGCAAGUCUACGAGCAGACAGCACAAUUCAAAGAAAUCGGGGCUGGGGUAUCAUUCAGUUCCAAUGCAGUCGCAGCAAUGGAGACCUGUGACGGUGAAUUGGCCGGCUCAUUCGGACCGGGCGUCAAGAGCGCCUUCGACAAGGUGACCACCGCCAACGGAUGGCCGAGCAAGCAGACCGUCUGGUUUGACUACUACGAUGGAAUGUCCCCCAAGCAGCGCGACGAAAUUCUCUUCUCCAUCACCAGUGGUUGCGGCCAGCAAGGCGUACACCGCGCCCGCUUCCUCGAUGAGCUAGUCAAAGCAUUUCCUGCGGAGAAGACACACCUCGGCAAGCGUCUGCAGAACAUCGUCGAGCGUGAGGAUGGAAAAAUUAUUUUAAACUUUACCGACGGCACCUCUGCUGAGGCCGACGCGGUCAUCGGUUGUGAUGGUAUUCACUCACGAGUACGCAGCUUCAUUGUUGGCGAGAAUCACCCGUCGGCGCAUCCGUCGUACUCGCACAAGUACGCAUACCGUGGCAUAGUGCCGAUGGAGGCAGCUAUCGAGGCCAUUGGAGAAGAAAAAGCUCGGAACUCCUGCAUGUUUCUGGGCAAGUCAGGCCAUGUGCUCACUUUCCCAAUGGACGACGGCAAAUUCCUCAACAUGGUGGCCUUUUACGAGGACCAAAACGAGUGGGCCGAUGACAGGAGGCUCACCAAAAUGUCGACGCGCGAAGAUGCCCUUAACGACUUUAAAGACUUUGGCCCCGAUGUGACCAAGAUUAUGAGCCUGGUUCAGCCUCGGCUUCCUAUUUGGGCCAUCUUUGAUACCUGCGAGAAUCCUCUGCCAAUCUUCUUCAAAGGACGCAUUGCCGUGAUUGGAGACGCAGCACACGCGACGUCGCCGCACCACGGCAACGGUGCUGGCUUUGCGAUUGAGGACAGUGCUCUCAUCGCAGAACUUUUGGCAGAUGAACUAGUGCAUACUCCUCGAGACAUCGAGGCCGCUCUAGCCACCUACGACAAAGUCCGACGAGGCCGCGACCAGUGGCUGGUGCAGAGCAGCAGAUUCGUGGGCAAUGUAGAUGCCGGCUUGAUCCCUGAGAUUGGCACAGACUACAAAAAAGUUCACCAAGAGAUCAAGGAACGUUACUCUAAGAUCAUCGGGUUUAGUCCUAAAGAGGAGGCCAUACACGCCAAGAAAGUCAUGCACGAGAAACUGGCUUUGUAA
Messenger RNA from Talaromyces rugulosus, 1299 nucleotides. RefSeq lists its product as uncharacterized. The coding region runs from base 1 to 1299 and encodes 432 amino acids. Gene Ontology annotation, biological process: secondary metabolite biosynthetic process. Gene Ontology annotation, molecular function: FAD binding. Lineage: Eukaryota; Fungi; Ascomycota; Eurotiomycetes; Eurotiales; Trichocomaceae. The transcript has 3 exons. The record is from RefSeq and is a predicted model, not a curated record.